AUGAUCAUCAUUGGAAGCAGGAGAAUAAACAAGGGAAUCAGGCAGGGGUAUGAUCAUGGGAGGGGUGGUGGGAGAAAUGGAAGGGGAGGGAGAGGGGGUAGAGGGCAAGGAGGAGGAAAGGGAUGGUCUGUAAAAGAAAGGGAUGUUGAGGAGGAAAAAGAAGAAGGAGAUUACAUGAAUCCUUUCCAGCCUCUGAGAAAAAUUAAAGAGGAAGGGGAGGUUGGGGAGGAGGAAGAUGACCCUGGGCCUUUGAGAGACAAGGAUGAUGAAAAGGAUGAGGAUUAUGUGGUCUCUGACAGUGAAAUCAGUGAACAAAUUGAGAAAGAAAAGGAGGAUAAGGAAGGGGAAAUUGAUAUGGAGGAUGAAAGGAGGUGCAAAGAAUUGAAUGUAACUCCUAAGGCACAGAAAGGGAAACAAAAGAAGGCUAAGGCCUCUGCUGGGAAGGGCAAGGGCUCUUCCAAGAAGAAACGAUGA
Molecule: messenger RNA, 474 nt
Organism: Ipomoea triloba (trilobed morning glory)
Lineage: Eukaryota; Viridiplantae; Streptophyta; Magnoliopsida; Solanales; Convolvulaceae
Product: nuclear ubiquitous casein and cyclin-dependent kinase substrate 1-like
Exons: 2
Coding region: 1-474 (157 amino acids)
Source: RefSeq, a predicted model, not a curated record